GCCGCCGUUCAGACGGGUCUCAUUUAUCCCAACCUCAGGGUACUUCCGCCGCGUCGAAUCGCACUCACCUCGGCAAAUCGGAUACGCGUCUCAUUCAACGCGCCUAGACAACCAAACUCCCUGUUGAACAAGUUUCGCGCCGUUUUUGGCAAUCGGUUAGCGUUAAUUAUCGACCUUUCGCCAAGCCUUCCCGCCCAGAAUGAAACCGUGCGACUCGUGCAAUCCCCCUCGAAGCUCACUGGCUCACGGCGGCGAAGGUCCACCGUCAGUGAUACCUCGGGAAAGGAUGGUCGGUUUCCCCUUUCGAGUCACGCUCCCUGCCUCGCACCAUGGUGACCUCGCUUUCACCCAGCCUCACUCGCCUCACCCACCGCGUCCUCUCUCCAACUCCGGUCCGGUCCUAUCAUUUUCAGUUUCCUCUCUCCGCUCCUCGUCCCCGGAUACUCUCACUCACCGCUUUCUCAGAGCGUCGUAGCCGCUAGCAACUAGGCCGGUUGAGCUCUAUAUCCUAGAACACAGCUAGACGAACAAGCUUAGACCGCUUUGACGCUUCAAAUCGCGACGUCCGUCGCAGCCUUCAUGUCGUCCACAUGCCGGGCGUCCGCCACACAAUCGGUCGUCGCUGUUGCAACAAACGCACCGGUCGCCCAUCGCAAUCGUUGACAUGCCUGUUCGCCGAGUUGGUGGUCGCAAGGCGCGCCGUUCGUUGGCGUUUCGUCGCAUUGCUUCCAAUCGGCACGAUUUUUGCGAGCGGGUGACUCCCUCGACAGAUUCUAUCGAGGACACAACGGCGAUAAUGCCGUGCGAGCCUUUGUUGCAGCGAUGUGACGAUAGGUUGAGGUUUCCGUCAACCUAAUGGUUGCCGUCAAGCUACAGUUACCAUCAAGCUACAGUUACCAUCAGGGCCUUUCAGUGGGCCUGCUUGCACCUCCUUGCCAUGGCAGGUGGAGGGGAGGGGGAGGGGAUAGCAGACAGCCACUCUCAGCGGUGCUUCUACUUCCAGCUAAGUAACCUUUCCUCCUAAACUGAGCCUUGCAUGUUGCUCAGUGCUCUUAUUAUUAUUAGUGCUCCUAUUGUGCUUUGAUGUCCUUCUAUGCCCUUUCCCUGUAAAACGUUGCCACUGGUUGAAGUCCCGCUCACAAGCCGCAGAUCCCCCUACUGCAGGUAAACCGCCCAGGCCAAGCCCCGCUUUACAGCCUUACAGCGGUUCGCCCCCGCAGAUUCCCUCGGGGGUUUGUUGCUUGUGGUUGUGCCUCCAACGGUGCCCCUUUCCCUUGGUGCCGCAUUCCAGUUUGUGCAUUUCACUAGUCUCGCUUUCGCCUUCCCUCACCGCACACAGACCUUCUCUGCUUGUGUGCAAUGCACAUGGGGCACCAACCACCUAGCUAGAGGGCAGGAUAGUUUGGGGGCUAGGCGUAAGCGAGGUAAGGUAUCAGGUGUGGUGUGGUGUGGUAUAGGCCUUGCAUUGUAUCGUAUCAGGUGUGGUGUGGUCUGCUGCCAGCAGAUUGGAGUCCCCCCACUCCCCCCACCCCCCCUCCCUUCCCCAGCAGCUUCAACCAUCAUGCUUCUCUGCAAGUCAGUGGUAAGCGGAUGUAAGGAGGUAAAGGGGGGGGGGGUUGGGGGGGGGGAGGGGGAGGUGGGAAGCUCCGGAGCAGCAUGCAGCCCGCUUCCUGAGGGGCAGCAGCCAAGCUGGUCUGUCUGUGCCUUGUUGGUGGGGGUAUGGUGGGUGGAACUAGCGUAGUGUAGCGAGGCACUCGGUGCUCAAGUAACGAACAUGCGUUGCAAUAGGCGCUGCCAGAGCUGGACAGCUCUGGUUGGGGCAAGCUCGUGGCGAAAUCUGACUGCAGCCCUACUGAAGUUGGUUGGCACAUAACAUUUAGUACAUGUUUUGUUGUGACCCACCAGAACACUGCACCCUGGGUGACAGUCUUUUGUCGUGCAUGACAGCCAUAGACAAUGGAGAAUGCUGCUUUAUAUUAUCGUCCAACGAUAUGGGUCAUAGUCAUUGUACCCUAAUUGGCAUGGAAGAUAGUGCCUAGGAACUGGGCUCCAACCAUUAUUUCCACUGCAGGACGAUCGUGGUUCCUUUGAAUCCGGCGUCCUCUACCCCCCAAGGCCAUGGAUCCAGCUGUGGCGAUCGUGUUGGGCCAAGACCCCGCGCCGUUCGAGCAGCUCCUGCAGCGACUGCUGUCCCCGUCGAACGACGACAGAGGCGAGGCGGAGCGCAUAUUUAACCUCUGCAAACAGCAGCCGGACGCCCUCAUUCUCCGCCUCGUCGGCGCGCUGCAAUCCUCCGCAGCCGGCACGGACGUGCGAACCAUCGGCGCGGUGCUCCUUAGACGAGUGAUCACCAAAGACAGCGUGUCGCUAUGGCCUCAGCUGAAUCCCGCGACUCAGGCGACGGUCAAGUCCGAGUUGCUCGCUAGCGUGCAGCGCGAGCCGACGAAGGCGAUCUGGAAGAAGCAGUGCGACACGAUCGCCGAGCUCGCCGCGGGGAUCGUGGAGACAGGCACAUGGCCGGAGCUGCUUCCUUUUAUGUUCCAAUGCGUGUCGUCGCCAGACGACCGCCUGAAAGAAGCGUCGCUGUUGAUCUUCGCGCAGCUGGUGCAUUUCUUUCAGGCGCAGCUCAAGCCCCACCUGCCCACCCUGCACAACGUUCUCCUGCAGUGCCUCUCCCAGUCAGCCAAUCCCGACGUGCGCAUCGCCGCUCUCCGGGCAGCUGCAAAUUUCGUCGAGGCUCUCGAAACUCCCGAGGAGCUGACGCAAUUCCAGGAUCUGCUGCCCGGGAUGAUGCAGACGCUGAACCUGGCGCUCCAGAGUAAAGACGAGGCCAGCGCGCAGGAGGCGCUCGAGAUGCUCAUCGAGGUUGCCGGCAUCGAGCCGCGCUACAUGCGCAAGCAGCUGACUGACGUCAUCGCCGCCAUGCUGCAAAUCGCGGAAUCCACGCAGCUGGAGGACGCCACGCGUCACCUCGCGAUUGAGUUCCUGAUCACGCUGGCGGAGGCGCGCGAGCGCGCCCCGGGGAUGAUGCGCAAGGUGCCGCACUUGGUGGGGCGGCUGUUCGCAGUGCUGAUGGCGAUGCUGCUGGACAUCGAGGACACGCCCGAGUGGCACGCCGCGAACGACGAAGAGGAGGAUUCGGGCGAGUCGGCCAACUACGAGGUGGCGCAGGAGUGCCUCGAUAGGCUCGCGAUCUCGGUGGGCGGGAACACCGUUCUCCCCGUUGCGUCGCAGGCGCUCCCCGCGUACGCCACUGACGCCGAUUGGAAGAAGCGGCACGCCGCGCUCGUGUGUCUAGCGCAGAUCGCGGAAGGGUGCACCAAGGUGAUGUCGAAGAGCCUGGAGUCGGUGGUGGCCAUGGUGCUCGCCGCCUUCAACGACCCCAACCCGCGGGUCAGGUGGGCGGCGAUCAACGCGGUGGGGCAGCUGUCGACGGACCUGGGGCCGGACCUGCAGCAGCAGUACCACGCGCGCGUGCUGCCCGCGCUCAUCGGCGCCAUGGACGACGGCGCCAACCCGCGCGUGCAGGCGCACGCCACCGCUGCCAUCCUCAACUUCAGCGAGGCGGCGACCCCCGAGAUCAUGGCGCCGUACCUGGACCAGCUGCUCAACAAGCUGCUGCACCUGCUGCAGUUUGGCAAGCGCAUGGUGCAGGAGGGGUCGCUCACUGCCAUUGCCGCCAUCGCUGACUGCUCGCAGGAGCACUUCCAGAAGUACUACGACGGCGUGAUGCCGUACCUCAAGACGGUGCUCACGCAGGCGGGCGACAAGGAGCAGCGCAUGCUGCGCGCCAAGGCGGUGGAGGCCAUCAGCCUGGUGGGCAUGGCGGUGGGCAAGGACAAGUUCCGGGCGGACGCCAAGGAGGUGAUGGAGGUGCUCGUCUCGCUGCAGGCCGCGCCCAUGGACGACGACGACCUCACCAUGAGCUACAUGCUGCAGGCGUGGGCGCGGCUGUGCAAGUGUCUGGGCGCGGAGUUCCUGCCCUUCAUGCACGUGGUGAUGCCGCCGCUGCUGCACUCCGCGUCGCUCAAGCCCGACGUCACCAUCUCCGACAUCGACGACGACACUGCCAACGAUGAUGACGACGACGACAGCGUGGAGACGAUAACGAUCGGCGACAAGAAGAUAGGGAUCCGCACGAGCAUGCUGGAGGAGAAGGCGACGGCGUGCAACAUGCUGUGCUGCUACGCGGACGAGCUGAAGGAGGGCUUCUUCCCCUGGAUCGACCAGGUUGCGCAGCUCAUGGUGCCGCUGCUCAAGUUCUACUUCCACGAGGAGGUCCGCAAGGCCGCCGCUCAAUCCAUCCCCGAGCUGCUGCUGGACGGCAAGCUGGCGGUGGAGAAGGGCGUGGCGCCGGCCGUGACGGUGACGGCGGAGGGCGAGAAGCGCUACCUCAAGCAGAUGGUCGACUUCCUCGUGCCGCCACUCGUCGAGGUCUUGACUAAGGAGCCAGAAGUGGAGAUGAUUGUGGUCAUGCUCGAGUCUCUGCAAGAAUGCAUUCAGCUGGGGGGAGCGGAGCUGAGCGCAGAGCAGGUGGGGCAGGUGGUGGCGCAGCUGAAGGCGGUGGUGGAGGGCAGCCGCGGGCGGCGCAAGGAGCGGCUGGAGCGCACUCAGACAGAGGACUUCGACGAGGAGGAGAGCGAGCUGCUGGACGAGGAGAACGAGCAGGAGGACGAGGUGCUCGACCAGGUGGGCGACUGCAUAGGCGAGCUCAUGCGCGUGUUCAAGGCCAGCUUCAAGCCCUUCGCCGACGACCUCGCUCCCUUCGUGCUGCACAUGAUGGACAAGAGCCGGCCAUCCACGGAGCGGCGUGUGGGCAUCUGCAUCUUCGAUGACCUGGCGGAGAACAUGGGCGAUGCCGCUGCCAGUUACUUCCCCGCCUUCCUGCCUCACAUCCUUGAAGCCGUCCUCGACCCCCUGCCCGAGAUUCGACAGUCAGCAGCGUAUGGCAUCGGCAUCUGUGCACAGCAUGGAGGGGCUGCCUUCACACCAUAUGUACCAGACACGGUGGCGCGGCUGGGGCAGGUGGUGAGCAGUGCGGACAGCAAGGGCGAGCUGAGUGUCUCAGCCACGGACAACGCCAUCUCCGCGCUGGGCCGCCUGUGCGAGCACCAGGCGCAGGCGCCCUUUGACUCGGCGCACGUGCUCUCCGUGUGGCUCGCUUACCUGCCCAUCCGCGAGGACCGCGCCGAGGCCAAGGUGGCGCACGCGCAGCUCUGUGGCCUGCUGGAAAGGUCGGACCCUCGCAUUCUCGGCCCCAACAACCAGAACCUGCCCCACAUUGUGGGCGUGCUGCUUGAGGUGCUCAAGGCCGGCACGGACCUGGCAACGGAGGAGACAGCCAAGCGAGCAGUGACGUUGCUGCGGAGCCUACCAGCGGAGAUAGUGGGGGCACUACCACCCGAGCAGCAAGCUCUCUUGCAGCAGGCCGUUCAGUGCGCUUAGAAGCCCCAAGUGCAAUGUAUUCUGUGUGAUUCAUAAAAGCAGGUUGUCACGUUUCUAGCUUACUGUAGUCCAAGUAGUUUUAUAUUUUCCUGGCCCAAAUUAGGGCUCAAGGAUUAUUGGAGAGGUGUGCUGUAGCCUACUAGCUGUAGGUAGAUCUAGUUGUGGUUUGAGUAUUUUGUAUGCCAUUGGUUUCUAGUGUUCCUGGCGAGUGUUUUGGAUACCU
Molecule: messenger RNA, 5668 nt
Organism: Closterium sp. NIES-67
Lineage: Eukaryota; Viridiplantae; Streptophyta; Zygnematophyceae; Desmidiales; Closteriaceae
Source: the annotation of a GenBank genome assembly